Molecule: messenger RNA, 1271 nt
Organism: Cebus imitator (Panamanian white-faced capuchin)
Lineage: Eukaryota; Metazoa; Chordata; Mammalia; Primates; Cebidae
Product: proteoglycan 4-like
Exons: 1
Coding region: 78-1223 (381 amino acids)
Biological process (GO): sperm capacitation
Cellular component (GO): cytoplasm; sperm fibrous sheath
Molecular function (GO): calcium ion binding
Source: RefSeq, a predicted model, not a curated record
GCCUCCCGCAAGCGGGUAACAAGGAAGCUCUUAAGAACGCAGCCGUAAAGAAGUUGAGUUACAGACAUCCUGCCAAAAUGAUUUCUUCAACGUCCAGAUUUGGCAUACCCUAUGGCCUCAAGACUCUACUCGAAGGAAUUAGCAGAGCCACUAUCAAAAGCAACCCAUCAAACAUCAACCAGUUCGCAGUAGUUUAUUUUAAAGAACUUACUAUGUAUAGAGAAGGGAAUACUUCUCUGGAUAUAAAGGAUCUGGUUAAACAAUUUCAUCAGACUAAAGUACAGAAGUGGUCAGAAGAAUCAACACUACCGAAGAAAGUAGAAUGUUUAAAAGAACUGGAAAAAACAUCUGUAGAAUCUAAAGUACCUACACGGAUGGAAAAAUCUACAGACACAGAGGAGGACAAUGUAACCGGAACAGGAUAUAAUGACAAAACCAUCCAGUUUCCAUCAUCAACUUCUGCUGAGCUAGGUGCUGAGCAAACUGAAGCAGUUCAUGAUUCUUCUCCCAAAGCAGCUACCCCUAAGACUACCAGCCCACCCUCCUCACCGCCUCCAACAGCUGUCUCACCAGAGUUUGCCUAUGUCCCAGCUGACCCAGCUCAGUUUGCUGCUCAGAUGUUAGCAAUGGCAGCAAGUGAACCAGAACAGCCACCACCAUAUUCCAACAUGUGGACCCUUUAUUGUCUAACUGAUAAGAAUCAACAAAGUCACUCAUCACCGCCACCUGCACCUGGGCCUUUCCCCCAAGCAACCCUCUACAUAUCUAAUCCUAAGGAUCCGCAGCUUCUGCAGCAUCCACCAACAGUCACUUCAGUUUAUGUGACGGAUGACACAAAGAAGAUCAGUGCCCCACCUUUUAUCUUAGGAGGCUCAAAUGUUCAGAAAGCACAGGAAUGGGAACCUCUUCCUGGGCAUGCUGUUGUUUCGCAGUCAGAUGUCUUGAAGGGAUAUGCUGCAGCGCAAGUGCCCAUUGCUGUUCCUGCAGAUGGGAAAUUCCAGAAGCAUACUCUAAGUCCCCACAAUGCUAAUUCUCCAAGUGGACAAGAUGUCCCCAAGCCAAAAAGCCCUGUUUUUCUUUCUGCUGCUUUCCCAGUAGAAGAUGUAGCUAAAAAAAGUUCAGGAUCUGGUGACAAAUGUGCUCCCUUUGGAAGUUACGGUAUUGCUGGGGAGAUAACUGUGGCUACUGCUCACAAAGUUCACAAAGCAGAAAGUGAAAACUGAUCCAGCAAUGACGCUGUUUGAAGGGUCAACAUUCAGGGAGGAGUCUGC